CUUUAGAUUAAUCUCCGCCCUGUUUCUCUGCCCAUCAUUUCCGCCAUAAAAAAGCUUCCUUUUUCCGCAAUUAGCCACAACUUUGACACUUAACAUAAACAUUAGAAACUACACAGACAACUCACUUCACUUGGCUGCUUGUCGAAUCAAGAUUCGGUCCAAUGCCGUCAGCAAUCCGGUGGUGGCCGAUCCAUAUCAGUUCAUCUGGAUCUGAGCCGAUGUUGUUUUCCGGCGGUGGUUACGAGGGAUGGCGCUGGCUGAGCUGGCGUCGACCGGAGCUGAGUUUCUUGUCCGUCGUGGUCGACGAUGUUUUAUGGAAAGUAGUGACGGCUUUUGAAUCUGUGGCGUUGGUCUCAAUGCUCUGUUUCUUCUUCCUCUUCUGUGGCUGCACCGUCUGAUUUUGAUCUCACCUUAAUCUCCCCUAAGAUUGUUCCUUUUUUUGUGAACGGUGUUGAUUGCCGGAAAGUUUUGGAUUUCUUUGUGCUCUGUUUCCACCGUAUGUUAGUGAUGACGCAAUGGCGGAGAAAUUUAUGUAUUGUGUGUGUUCAAGGAGGCGCGUGAUGCUCACUCUCGAAUCGCGAUCAAUUGUUUAGUUUUUGGUUUCUUUUUUGAUCAUGUUUUAUGUUGGGCAAUUUAGGUUCGAAUCCUCCGAACCGGAAAUUUGUUCUUUAAUAUGCUUUCAUUUUCUAUGUAAGCCAAAGAUACAAAUAGUAAUGGUCUCUGUCUUAUUGGAAAUUGUAAUAGGCAAAUGUUAAGCGCGAGAAUAUACGAUUC
Eutrema salsugineum is the source of this 774-nucleotide messenger RNA. RefSeq lists its product as uncharacterized. The record is from RefSeq and is a predicted model, not a curated record. NCBI's taxonomy places the organism in Eukaryota, Viridiplantae, Streptophyta, Magnoliopsida, Brassicales, Brassicaceae. The transcript has a single exon. The coding region runs from base 162 to 398 and encodes 78 amino acids.